Molecule: messenger RNA, 6061 nt
Organism: Myxocyprinus asiaticus (Chinese sucker)
Lineage: Eukaryota; Metazoa; Chordata; Actinopteri; Cypriniformes; Catostomidae
Product: arrestin domain-containing protein 2-like
Exons: 8
Coding region: 3538-4761 (407 amino acids)
Biological process (GO): protein transport
Cellular component (GO): cytoplasm; plasma membrane
Source: RefSeq, a predicted model, not a curated record
UUGGGUUUAUUUGCUCUACUUUCGUCCACGAGACAACUGUGGGGUUUAAAGUUGCUCUCUUGUGCGGCACACACCUCUCGUCACAUCGUGCAUUAAGUCAUGUAGUGCUCUUGUUGAUGAGUCCGGACGCGACUCCUUCAUUCAUCACCUUUAACAGCUGGCGCAUGAGUGAGAAUGCUGAGCAAGUGUGUGGACUGGUAGAUCAUUCAUUUGUUUAAGUGAAAUACACAAACUAACAACUGUACUUCACAAGCUAAUGGUCCUCAGAAAGGUGAUAAAAGCCCAGCUAUUGUCAUUAAAAUGAAAUUAAGGCCCACUUGUUAAGUUAAUGUAAAUUGGAAGCACUGAUUUACUAGGGUAUUUAGCUCGUGUUUACUGCUUUACUACUUGGAAAAAGUUAAGAUAACGAGAUUGUUAGAGAUGUUUUUGACCUACUUAUUGAUUUCAGCACAACUGAAAUUGGAAUUGCCUUGAAACUGCAGUCCCAUUAGAAUUAAUACAUUUUAGUGAUACGUUUAGUGUUGGGUGUGAUCUAAUUACAAAGCAAUUAAUUACUGUAAUCUAAUUACUUUUUGUAUAUAAAGUAGUGUAGUGCAUUAUAUUUAAAUGUAAUCAGAUUACAGUUACUUACUUUAAAUUACAUGACUUCUCGUUUCACAUUUCUCGAAUAAAAUUACAUAUAUUGAAUACACUUAAAACAUGAAUAACGUUGAUGUGUGGGCUACAUCUGUUUGCGUUUUGUGACAGUUAAAGGGCAUGGAUUCGGCCCCUAACAAAUUAAUAAACAAGUGGGGAAUACAGACAUUAUUUUAAAUCCGCUGAGCGGAAAAACUUCUGUGAAGUUUUUAUAAAGUAACUUAACUAAGAGUAAUUAGUAAAGUGAAUACUUUUUAUAAAGUAAUCCAUGAAGUAAUCUGAUUUCAAUUUUACAGUAGUAAUUAGUAAUUAGUAUUGAAUAAAUUUUUUGAGUAAUUUACUAAACACUGGAUAUGUGAAACAGAUACUGGGCAAAGUAGAAUAUGAAACACUAUUUCCUUAAAAUGCAUAGCAGUUUUAUGUGGUAUAUACUGCAGUUGCAAACUGUUGUGAAUGAAUGACAUCCUGCAAUUACCUGGGUGAGAACUAACACAGGUGAGUUUUAUCUUGAACCGAGCAUAAAUAUCUCUUUUGUAAAAAAAAAAAAAAACAACUAUUCUUUUUGGAAUAGUUUAUCCAAAAAGAAAAAUUCUGCCAUAAUUUACUCGCCCUCAUGCGGUUCCAAACCUGUAUGCAUAACACAAAGUGAGAUGUUUUAAUGAAUAUCCCUUAAAAUUAAAAGCUUAAAAAAGGACACAAAAGUACCAUAAUAGUAGUCUAUGCAACUUAUGCAUCAUAUUCCAAGUUUUCUGAAGGCAUACGGUAGGUUUUGGUGGAAAACAACAAAAAUUUAAGUUGUCUUUUUAAGUGAAAACACUGACAUCCAUUGCGUGUUCAUGAGCGCUAUGAAAAAAGUUUUUUCACAUAAGAACUUGCAUUAUUUAGCCCAUAGCAUUUUUCUUUAGUAAGCCCUUUGUAUGUAUAGUUUAGAAAUGUUCUUCCACUUAUUGAUGGCUCCAUGCACUAAAAAUACCUAAUUAUCAAAACUCCAGUUUUAGCGAGCCAAGCAAGUAUGUUCUAACUGGUUCUGUUUUUUGUGUACUCUUAUUGUGACAAAUAUGCAAAGUACUCUGCAUAGUGCUGAAUUGCAGUCCUCUGACAGCUACAAAAUUAUUUUAGGCCUUUAAUGUUUCCUUGAUAAAAUAAUAAUAAUAAAAAAUACACAUAAGCAAAUGUGAAAAGAAGUGUAUUAAAACAGGCUCUAUAUACUGAGGACACUUUUAUUGAAAUAUCACACCGAUUAAACACAAAAUUGUUCUACAUUGUAGUUUAGAAUGUGUGUAGUGGGCAUUACUAUUGGCAUAGUCAGUAAAUGUCUGUCACUCAGCAAGAAGAUUGAAGGGGGUUAGGUGCUGUGCAUGCAGACAUUUAUUUUCUCAAGUGGUCAAAAGUUAUCAGAAUGUAAACAGACUAUUUGCAUGCAUUUCAUAUCAGUGAGAAAGAGAAAUGAGGCAGAGGGCAGAAUGAAAGCUCUUUGUGACGGCCAUCACAGCCAAUGCUUUGUCAGAUAUCUUGACUGGGUGUGGUCAGUAUAUCUAACAACUCUCAAAACCUCACAAAUCACAAUAAUGAAGAGUCUUCCAGGGAAUAUAAAUAUGAAUAUUCCUGCAUUUCAGACACUGACCUCUGUCUGCUUAUCUCAUCUUUGUGCAUGCCAGGGUUCUCUAGACAAAGAGAGAGCAGUUAUGCUGGGAUCCACACUGCACAGAUUUUCCCAUAUUUGUAAUGCACGAUAGUUUUGGCACAUUAUUUAAAAAUAAACUCAAAUUAGCACCAAAGAGUUGACAGUCCAUUAGUAGAAAUUACAAAUUCACACCACUAGAGGGAGAAAAAGCCACACCGACAACUUCAAAUAUACCUGGCUGCCGCUUUAAAAACGGGGCGGGGCAACAUGUGUCUCCCCGCCCAUAGCUUACUCUCAUUGGUCAUCUUUCAUACGCGUACAUGAUAGGAAAUACGGAAGUAGUUGGUGUUAAAGUAGGUAUUUAGCCAGGUGAUUUUGAUUAUAGUGCUGUGAUGUGUGAUAUGAAAUUGAGUUGUACCUCACGUGAGAUUUCAAACAAAUGUAGAAAGACUGAGUCCUAGUAGCAUGUUGUUUCAGAACUGAGCAAUGAGCAUUGCAAAAUUACUAAUCCUAAUAUGGCGAAGAUACAACUCAUUAAUAUUAAUGCUGUCGUCCUUCUCACAAAACCUAAUGGCGAAUUCUCCGCAAGGAGGCAACACGCGAACUUUUUCCCACUGGUAACAAAGAAACAAUAGUUGUUAUGCUGUUUCCUGUUGUUCAAUGGUAUAUCUGAGACUUUUGCCCUUUUGUUUAACCAGCUUUUUUUUGGCAAAAUGCUCAGUUUGCAGUUACAAAUAGGCUACUCUUUCUGUUAUGUGCCUGUUUUAUCUAUGAAACACAACUGGAUUCUCUAUAAGGCAUUAUUAUUUAUUUGUAUGUUAUGUGGAGAAAGUUUACGUAUGUGCAUCUUUUGAAAAUAAUGCUGACCAUCCAGCACACACGUACACACCUUCGCACAAGAGGACAGAAUGAACUCGUUUUUGUUUUGCUGAACUUCUUCACGGGGAGGUUCCUCUGGUUCGGGCAUGCUCAGUCAGCUUGUUUUCGUCUAAGAACCUGUAACCAUCAAUCAUCCGAGCCUCAUCCACACCCAGUCAAGAUGUUUAGGGGCAGGCAGCGAUUUUUGCCAUUGGCUUUACAUAAUAAAUUCAGUGAGACCGCCCACACGAGUUAAAGGCCGAUCAGGAACUAUACACAGCUUCAGUUUUGUUUUGAACCUCAAGGAACAGCUACCUCCUCGCACUUUAACGCACACUGUCGAUCUUUGUUUGACUUUAUACGACUGAAGGCGAUAUAGCUUGAAGGGUUGCAGUUAGGAAACUUUUGCAAGACCAAAGAUGAUUUUCGACAAGUUGAAAAAGUUCGAUAUCGUGUUUGAUUCUCCGGAGAUGGACUCUCCUCCGGUGUUCAGCAGUGGAGAUGUUGUAUCAGGAAAGGUCGUGCUGGAGCUCACUGGAGAGAGUAAAGUCGAGUCAGUGAAGCUGCAUGCAGAAGGUUUCGCCAAAGUGCACUGGACCGAGUCUCGCAGCGCUGGUUCCAGCACCGCUUACACGCAGAACUACAGCGAUGAAGUGGAGUAUCUGAACCGGAGAGAAGUGCUGCUGCAGGCAGAUAAUGGUGAACUGACGGUCCUUUCUGCAGGGAGGCACGAAUACCCUUUCAGCUUCCAGCUGCCAGAGGAAACUUUGGUGACAUCCUUUGAAGGCAAGCACGGCAGCAUUCGGUACUGGGUGAAGGUUAAGCUGCAUCGCCCAUGGAACACAGUCAAGAAGAUCAAGAAAGAGUUCACGGUUAUCGAACCCAUUGACAUCAACACACCUAGCCUACUGGCAUCUCAAGCUGGAACCAAAGAGAAGAUGGCUCGUAUCUGGUACCGCAACUGUGGGCAGGUGUCAGUCACUGCGAAGAUAGAACGCAAGGGCUACACACCAGGUGAAGUGAUUCCAGUCUUCGCUGAAUUCGAUAACUCCACAUCUCGGUCUGUGGUGCCGAAAGCUUACAUCACCCAGACGCAGACCUUCAUUGCGAGGGGCACCAUGAAGAAGAAGCGAGCUGUGGUGGCCACGCUGUGCGGGGAUAUAGUUGGUGCGCGCCGCAGAGAGACCUGGCAUGGCCGAGCCAUCAAAAUCCCCCCCAUCGGCCCCUCCAUUCUGCAGUGUCGUAUCAUCAAAGUGGAGUACAUGCUCAGGGUGUGCGUAGAUGUUCCUGGGACUUCCAAGCUUUCCCUGGAGCUUCCUCUGGUAAUGGGCACCAUCCCCCUCCAUCCGUUCGGUAGUCGCACAUCCAGCGUCAGCAGCCAGUACAGCUUGAACAUGGAGUGGAUUCGCAUGGCCAUCCCUGAGCAGCCUGAGCCUCCUCCAGAUUACAGCUCUGUUGUCACAGACGAGGAAGCAGUCCAGAACUCCACAGCGAUCCAACACGAGGAGGACCUAAGUGGACUUCUACAGCGCUCCCUGAUGGCUUAUGUGCAGGAGUUCCGAUUACGUCCACCUCCGGUGUACAGUGAGGUGGACCCAAACCCUCAACCCUUCUCCAUGCGUCCUCGCUGUAUGACCUGUUGAACUCUCUGCUAGCUGAACAUCACGUGAUGUUUGAAAUAAAAGCUGAGAUUUGAUUCUCCAGGAUGCCUCUCUGAGACUGAGAUUGGUUCUUGUUCCUCGUUCGUGCUGUUCACAUCGGAUAAGCCAUCUACGACUCCUGCAGAGGGCCAGAGAGAGGAGGAGAUGUCUGGACCAGGCAAGGCAGAGCACUUUUAAAAAACAAAGAGGACAUUCAAUAUCGGGUGAACAAAGGCUUCGCCCACGUUUGUGUCCCAAAGAGCGAUCAGACUCCGGUCUGUCUGUGCCUGGAAUGAUUUUUAAGCCAAACAUAUGUUGAAUCAGGGAAAUAUGUGGAUGAUCACUAGAGAUUAUGGUUAAUGAUAGAAUAAGGAUGAUUCCAGAAGCCAUUCAGAUAUGCUAUACUUGGUGCCUUACUGAUGUAAGACUGAUGUUUUGCUGGGUUUCCUGUGAAUGAGGAGUGAGUCUUAACCAGCUGCAGUCUGCCUCCAUUAGUGAAAAGUCGUCCUCUCCCACAACUCUGGAUCAUCAUGUAAAUCUCAUUUGGUGUUGAUUUUAGCCAAAGAGAUACAAAUCUGAUGUAGAGGUUCAGUGCUUUAAUGUUCGUGUGUGCACGGGCAAUUCUGUGCAAAAGGGAAAACCUAAAGCUUUAAGGAAGUGACGUGGGGAAAUUGCAAAUGUAAAUCGUGGAGGUAGAACACUUUUGUCAUUGGAGUGGUAAAUAACAUUUAGGCUCCAAUUGUUGAUGUUCAUCUAUAAGCUUUCAUCUGGCUUGACAUGGGUCGAGCCAAUUGCCUGAAAGGUCUUAAUGUCUGAAUCUAAUGCAAGGCUGAAUAUAUCCGUGUUGCUAUGGGUAACGUUUCUUUCUUGACUUUUUUUUUUGUUGUCAUUUUUCCAGUGGAUUGAGGUAACAUAAUAAUUGCAAUGUAAUGCAAAACUAGAGAAGCAGCUGACAAGUUUGCUUUACAAACGGUUGGAAAAAAUAGAGAGCCAUGUGUAUCCAAGAUGCCUUUUUUGUUGUUUAGAGGAAAGCAAUGAACGAGCACAGGGAUUAUGUCACAUUAAGCUUUCCUACUCUUACGACUCCUUGAAGUGUCCUUACAGACAUUCCCGAAAUACCACAGACUUUCUUUAAUUCCAAAUAAUGAAAAAGUGUAACUUCAGGUUGAAACACAAUGAUUGUUUAAGGCACUCAUUUUGAAUAAAUGUGUUUUAUAGACUUUUUCAUGUUGACAUUUUUGACAAGUAUAUUUUUGUUAAUCACUUUUUAAAUAAAGAAAACCAAUAAAUAUAAAUAUGGUGC